CCAAUACUUUUGUCUAUAUGGUGUCUAUAGGAAAUAGCACGGUGUGUUGUUUUAAACUCAUUUGUUUUGAGAGUGUAUGAACGCACUUCUUUCCACCGUUACAUUUGUGAAUCAGUUUCCUACCAAAGGAGCCGACUCAAAGAGUCGACUCAGUCCGGAACGACACAUCCCUCGUAAUGAAUCCUUCCAAAGUGAAAGUGAUUCUCUCUCCGCCUCGACUCCAUUUCGGGAAGCGUUUGGAAAAGUUACAAAUCUCCAGGCAGAAUCGGGGAUAUUAAUGUCACAGAACAAGGACUGUUGACUAAAGUUUACAGCUUCGGUUAUUUUCAAUGGACGGAAUGGCAAGUCCGGACAAUCUGUUCUGCGCCAUGGUGCUCCGCAAAUAAUUUUUUAUUAGCUUCAGUUUAGAAAAGGAGCGCCCUGCUGAAGCAACAGUUUGUCUCCAGACUCACUGGGACCCUGAUCAGGAUAAAUCACUGAAAAUGAAUAAAUGAAUGACUUGGUGAAGAGAAAGUGAGAGGUCAGACCCUGUGUGUAGGAGUGUGAUCCAUUCCAGCAGAAGAUCAGACUCUUCAGGACUCAGCUGUGUGUUUGUGCAAACUUUACUAAUAUUCAGAGAUGAAGACUCCUGAUCUAGACACAGAUAAUGUUUCCCCACCAUCAAACAAUUGUAAACUCCAGGGAAAGAGAUCAGAAUCAUCAGCACCCAGCUGUAUCUCCAUGAAGAGUGAUCAGUCUAUGGAUCUUCCUCUGAGGUUUAAAGAUGGAGACUCCUCACUUCUACACAGUGUUCUACAGAAGGCAGGAGACAGAAGAGAAAUGAUCACCACAGAUACAGGGCAUGACCCAGAAUCUGUGGCUGUAAAUGAAUUCCAGAAAAAGUUCAAAUUAAAUCUGAUGAAGAAGUUUCAGUGUUUGAAUGGAGUGAUAAUAAACCUGGGAACCCAAACCCUCCUGAAUGAGAUCUACACAGAGCUCUACAUCACAGAGGGAGACAGUGGAGAAGUCAAUAAUGAACAUGAGGUGAGACAGAUCGAGGCAGCAUCCAGCAGAGCAAUGACAGAGGAAACACCAAUCAUAUGCAACAACAUCUUUAAGCCUUUAUCUGAACAAGAUGAACCCAUCAGAACUGUUCUGACAAAAGGAGUCGCUGGCAUCGGAAAAACAGUCUCUGUGCAGAAGUUCAUUCGGGACUGGGCUGAAGGGGAAGAAAAUCAGGACAUCCACCUCAUAUUUCCACUUCCUUUCAGAGAGCUGAAUUUAAUGAAGGACCAGAAACUGAGUCUGAUGGAGCUCCUUCAGUUCUGUUUUAAGGACACAAAAGAAACAGAAAUGUCCAGUUUGGAAAAGGUUCUGUUCAUUUUUGACGGAUUGGAUGAGUGUCGUUUUCCUCUAGAUUUCCAGAACACAGUGAGAGUGUGUGAUGUAACUGAAUCAGCAUCAGUGCCGGUGCUGCUGAUAAACCUGAUUAAAGGGAAUCUGCUUCCCUCUGCUCUCAUCUGGAUCACCUCCCGACCAGCAGCAGCUGAUCAAAUCCCCUCUGAGUGUGUGCAUCGAGUCACAGAGGUACGAGGGUUCAAUGACCCACAGAAGGAGGAGUAUUUCAGGAAGAGGAUCAGUGACCAGAGCCUGGCCAAUAACAUCAUCACACACCUGAAGUCAUUAAGAAGCCUCUACAUCAUGUGCCACAUCCCGGUCUUCUGCUGGAUUUCAGCCACUGUUCUAGAGAGAAUGUUGGGUGAAGCAGAGAGUGGAGAGAUCCCCAAGACUCUGACUCAAAUGUACACACACUUCCUCAUCAUUCAGACAAACAUCUUAAGAGAAAAAUACCCAAAGAAUCAGGAGAGUGAUGAAGAAAUGCUUCUUAAACUGGGAGAACUGGCUUUUCAGCAGCUGAAGAAAGGGAACCUGAUCUUCUAUGAGGAAGACCUGAGAGAGUGUGACAUUGAUGUGAGAGAAGCAGCAGUGUACUCAGGUGUGUGUACACAGAUCUUCAGAGAGGAGUUUGGACUUCACCAGAGUAAAGUGUACUGCUUUGUUCAUCUGAGUAUUCAGGAGCACCUUGCAGCUCUGUAUGUACACCUGACCUUCAUGAUUCAAGAGAAAAUUGUUAGUGAUCUAUAUCCAUUCUCUAAACAGUGGAAUUUACACAAGAAUGCUAUAGAUCACACUUUAGAAAGUCAGACUGGACAUCUGGAUCUUUUCCUUCGCUUUCUUCUGGGUCUCUCACUGGAGUCCAAUCAGAAACUCCUACAUGCUUUAGUAACACAGACAGGAAGUAGCUCCCAGAGCAUAGAGGAAACAGUUCAGUACAUUAAGAAGAAGAUCAGUGAAGAUCUUCCUACAGAGAAAUCCAUCAAUCUGUUCCACUGUCUGAAUGAACUGGGUGAUAAUUCUCUAGUGGAGGAAAUCCAGCACUACCUGAAAUCUGGAAAACAAAGUGAACUCUCUUCUUCACAGUGGUCUGCUCUGGUGUUUGUGUUACUGACCUCAGCACAGGAGCUGGAAGAGUUUGACCUGAGUAAAUAUUUCAGUACAGAUAAGAUAACAGAAGCUGUUGUUCUGAAGAUGAUGCCUGUGAUCACAGCCUCCAGAAAAGCAAUUAUCAGGUGUGAUUCACUUGGAGAGAAAAGUUGGUCAGCUCUGGCCUCAGCGCUCAGAUCAGAAACCUCCAAUCUGAGAGAACUGCAUCUGACUGUGAAAACACUGGAUCUGUCCAAGAAUAAACUAGAAGACUCAGGAGUGAAGAGUAUCUCUGCUGGACUGGAGAAUCUUCACUGUAAAGUGGAGACACUGAGGUUGAGUGAGUGUGGUAUCUCAGAUGAAGGCUGUGCUGCUCUGACUUCAGCUCUGAGAUCAAACCCCUCACACCUGAGACAACUGUAUCUGUCUGAGAAUAAUCUAGGAGACUCAGGAGUGAAGAGUCUCUCUGCUGUACUGGAGAAUCCUCACUGUAAACUGGAGACACUGUGGUUGUGUAAUUGUGGUAUCUCAGAUGAAGGCUGUGCUGCUCUGAUUUCAGCUCUGAGAUCAAACCCCUCACACCUGAGAGACCUGAAUCUGACCGGUAAUAAACUAGGAGCCUCAGGAGUGAAGAGUCUCUCUGCUGUACUGGAGAAUCCUCACUGUAAACUGGAGAUACUGUGUAUCAGCUGUAAUUCACUUGGAGAGAAAAGUUGGUCAGCUCUGGACUCAGCACUCAGAUCAGAAACCUCCAGUCUGAGAGAACUGCAUCUGACUGUGAAAACACUGGAUCUGUCCAAGAAUAAACUAGGAGACUCAGGAGUGAAGAGUCUCUCUGCUGGACUGGAGAAUCCUCACUGUAAAGUGGAGAAACUGAGGUUGAGUGAGUGUGGUAUCUCAGAUGAAGGCUGUGCUGCUCUGACUUCAGCUCUGAGAUCAAACCCCUCACACCUGAGAUACCUGGAUCUGUCUGAUAAUAAUCUAGGAGACUCAGGAGUGAAGAGUCUCUCUGCUGUACUGGAGAAUCCUCACUGUAAACUGGAGACACUGUGGUUGAGUGAGUGUGGUAUCUCAGAUGAAGGCUGUGCUGCUCUGACUUCAGCUCUGAGAUCAAACCCCUCACACCUGAGAAAACUGAAUCUGACCAGUAAUAAUCUAGGAGCCUCAGGAGUGAAGAGUCUCUCUGCUGUACUGGAGAAUCCUCACUGUAAACUGGAGACACUGUGGUUGUAUAAGUGUGGUAUCUCAGAUGAAGGCUGUGCUGCUCUGACUGCAGCACUGAGAUCAAACCCCUCACACCUGAGAGAACUGGAUCUGUCCUGUAAUAAACUAUCAGACUCAGAAGUGAAGAGUCUCUCUGCUGUACUGGAGAAUCCUCACUGUAAAGUGGAGAAACUGAGGUUGUAUAAGUGUGGUAUCUCAGAUGAAGGCUGUGCUGCUCUGACUGCAGCACUGAGAUCAAACCCCUCACACCUGAGAGAACUGGAUCUGUCCUGUAAUAAACUAUCAGACUCAGAAGUGAAGAGUCUCUCUGCUGUACUGGAGAAUCCUCACUGUAAAGUGGAGAAACUGAGGUUGAGUGAGUGUGGUAUCUCAGAUGAAGGCUGUGCUGCUCUGACUUCAGCUCUGAGAUCAAACCCCUCACACCUGAGAUACCUGAAUCUGUCCUGGAAUAAACUAGGAGACUCAAGAGUGAAGAGUCUCUCUGCUGUACUGGAGAAUCCUCACUGUAAACUGGAGAUACUGUGGUUAGGUGGUUGUGGUAUCUCAGAUGAAGGCUGUGCUGCUCUGACUUCAGCUCUGAGAUCAAACCCCUCACACCUGAAAGACCUGAAUCUGUCCUGGAAUAAACUAUCAGACUCAGGAGUGAAGAGUCUCUCUGCUGUACUGGAGAAUCCUCACUGUAAACUGGAGACACUGUUGUUGUUUAAGUGUGGUAUCUCAGAUGAAGGCUGUGCUGCUCUGACUUCAGCUCUGAGAUCAAACCCCUCACACCUGAGAGUACUGAAUCUGUCUGAUAAUAAUCUAUCAGACUCAGGAGUGAAGAGUCUCUCUGCUGUACUGGAAAAUCCUUGCUAUAAACUGGAGAGACUGUGGUUGUGUGAGUGUGGUAUCUCAGAUGAAGGCUGUGCUGCUCUGACUUCAGCUCUGAGAUCAAACCCCUCACACCUGAGAUACCUGGAUCUGUCUGAUAAUAAUCUAGGAGACUCAGGAGUGAAGAGUCUCUCUGCUCUACUGGAGAAUCCUCGCUGUGAACUGGAGAUACUGGGCUUGUUUAAGUGUGGUGUAUCAGAUGAAGGCUGUGCUGCUCUGACUUCAGCUCUGAGAUCAAACCCCUCACACCUGAGAGACCUGGAACUGUCCAGGAAUAAACUAUCAGACUCAGGAGUGAAGAGUCUCUCUGCUGUACUGGAGAAUCCUCUCUGUAAACUGGAGACACUGUUGUUGCGUGAUUGUGGUAUCUCAGAUGAAGGCUGUGCUGCUCUGACUUCAGCUUUGAGAUCAAACCCCUCACACCUGAGAGACCUGGAUCUGUCCAAGAAUAAUCUAGGAGACUCAGGACUGAAGAGUCUCUCUGCUCUACUGGAGAAUCCUCACUGUGAACUGGAGAUACUGGGGUUGUGUAAGUGUGGUAUCUCAGAUGAAGGCUGUGCUGCUCUGACUUCAACUCUGAGAUCAAACCCCUCACACCUGAGAGACCUGGAUCUGUCCUUUAAUAAUCUAGGAGACUCAGGAGUGAAGAGUCUCUCUGCUGUACUGGAGAAUCCUCACUGUAAACUGGAGACACUGAGGUUGAGUGAGUGUGGUAUCUCAGAUGAAGGCUGUGCUGCUCUGACUUCAGCUCUGAGAUCAAACCCCUCACACCUGAGACAACUGUAUCUGUCUGAGAAUAAUCUAGGAGACUCAGGAGUGAAGAGUCUCUCUGCUGUACUGGAGAAUCCUCACUGUAAACUGGAGACACUGUGGUUGUGUAAUUGUGGUAUCUCAGAUGAAGGCUGUGCUGCUCUGAUUUCAGCUCUGAGAUCAAACCCCUCACACCUGAGAGACCUGAAUCUGACCGGUAAUAAACUAGGAGCCUCAGGAGUGAAGAGUCUCUCUGCUGUACUGGAGAAUCCUCACUGUAAACUGGAGAUACUGUGUAUCAGCUGUAAUUCACUUGGAGAGAAAAGUUGGUCAGCUCUGGACUCAGCACUCAGAUCAGAAACCUCCAGUCUGAGAGAACUGCAUCUGACUGUGAAAACACUGGAUCUGUCCAAGAAUAAACUAGGAGACUCAGGAGUGAAGAGUCUCUCUGCUGGACUGGAGAAUCCUCACUGUAAAGUGGAGAAACUGAGGUUGAGUGAGUGUGGUAUCUCAGAUGAAGGCUGUGCUGCUCUGACUUCAGCUCUGAGAUCAAACCCCUCACACCUGAGAGAACUGAAUCUGUCUGAUAAUAAUCUAGGAGACUCAGGAGUGAAGAGUCUCUCUGCUGUACUGGAGAAUCCUCACUGUAAACUGGAGAAACUGUGGUUGAGUGAGUGUGGUAUCUCAGAUGAAGGCUGUGCUGCUCUGACUUCAGCUCUGAGAUCAAACCCCUCACACCUGAGAAAACUGAAUCUGACCAGUAAUAAUCUAGGAGCCUCAGGAGUGAAGAGUCUCUCUGCUGUACUGGAGAAUCCUCACUGUAAACUGGAGACACUGUGGUUGUAUAAGUGUGGUAUCUCAGAUGAAGGCUGUGCUGCUCUGACUGCUGCACUGAGAUCAAACCCCUCACACCUGAGAGAACUGGAUCUGUCCUGUAAUAAACUAUCAGACUCAGAAGUGAAGAGUCUCUCUGCUGUACUGGAGAAUCCUCACUGUAAAGUGGAGAAACUGAGGUUGAGUGAGUGUGGUAUCUCAGAUGAAGGCUGUGCUGCUCUGACUUCAGCUCUGAGAUCAAACCCCUCACACCUGAGAUACCUGAAUCUGUCCUGGAAUAAACUAGGAGACUCAAGAGUGAAGAGUCUCUCUGCUGUACUGGAGAAUCCUCACUGUAAACUGGAGAUACUGUGGUUAGGUGGUUGUGGUAUCUCAGAUGAAGGCUGUGCUGCUCUGACUUCAGCUCUGAGAUCAAACCCCUCACACCUGAAAGACCUGAAUCUGUCCUGGAAUAAACUAUCAGACUCAGGAGUGAAGAGUCUCUCUGCUGUACUGGAGAAUCCUCACUGUAAACUGGAGACACUGUUGUUGUUUAAGUGUGGUAUCUCAGAUGAAGGCUGUGCUGCUCUGACUUCAGCUCUGAGAUCAAACCCCUCACACCUGAGAGUACUGAAUCUGUCUGAUAAUAAUCUAUCAGACUCAGGAGUGAAGAGUCUCUCUGCUGUACUGGAAAAUCCUUGCUAUAAACUGGAGAGACUGUGGUUGUGUGAGUGUGGUAUCUCAGAUGAAGGCUGUGCUGCUCUGACUUCAGCUCUGAGAUCAAACCCCUCACACCUGAGAGACCUGAAUCUGUCCAGGAAUAAUCUAUCAGACUCAGGAAAGAAGCUGCUCUCUGCUCUUAAGGAUGAUGAACAUUACAAACUACAGACACUGAUGAUGUAAUGAAUAUCUGUGUGAUGAAGACUCCAGUGUUCCUGCAUGUUGGGGAAUAGAGAAGAUGUUUAUAUUUUUAAAGUUUGUCGUGACAAACUUUGAUGUUGGCUUGAUGGAGCAAGUAGUCGAGAGUGGGGAGAUUUGAUGGCAAUACAUUUGGUGGAGAGCAGACAGAUAGGGUCCUGAUCCAUCUGGAGGCGAGUGGAGAGAUGGGGUGCCAAUACUUUUGGAGUCGGGUGGAUAUGUCACCAGAACACACGUCCCGAAGUUCCCCUCAGUGUGCUGAGUGUUUUGAUAUGUCAUGUGUGUAUGUUGCAGUAGUAUAGCCAUUUUGCUAAUUUUGGGGUGUGGCUCUACUGGAAAACUGAAAGUCCGAUCGGUUCUAAAAUUUUCUCCUUCAUCCGGCCCGAGAUUCUGAAGGAUCUUGGCGAGUUUGGUGUUGAUCGCUCAAAAGCCUGCUGAGUUAUAAACCUCCAAAGUUUUGAAUGGAAUUCUAUCUGGAAAAAGGCCAUUUUGAGCUUCCGUACCGGGAAUACCGGAAUUCUGAUCUCUUAGAAAAUUAAUAGCAACCAACUUCAGACCAGGAUGAACAACCAUGCCAAGUUUGGUGCAUGUAGAAAGCUGUAGGAGGAGUUACUCUUGAUUAAUUUUGUAAGAAAAAUAAUAAAAAGAAGAGAAAGUGUGAGUUCUGAGACUUUACCUGUGGUAUGGUUGUUGGUGCCAGAUGGACAGGUUCAAGUGUUUCAGAAACUGCUGAUCUCUGGAUUUUCACACACAACAGUCUCUAGAGUUUCCACAGAAAUGUUCUAUCUCUAAAGGUACUGGGAGAACGUGACUAUCCUGUGACCUGAAGUCAUGACAAUUACUGUUUAUUUGCAUUAUUUACAGUUUCAGUUUUACUUGUAAAUGUGUUUAGAGCUUUUUUUGGAUGAACUUUGUACAGAUUUUACAAUUAAUAAAGUAUAUU
Molecule: messenger RNA, 7981 nt
Organism: Hemibagrus wyckioides
Lineage: Eukaryota; Metazoa; Chordata; Actinopteri; Siluriformes; Bagridae
Product: NLR family CARD domain-containing protein 3-like
Exons: 33
Coding region: 619-7023 (2134 amino acids)
Molecular function (GO): protein binding
Source: RefSeq, a predicted model, not a curated record